Messenger RNA from Paramecium sonneborni, 2168 nucleotides. NCBI's taxonomy places the organism in Eukaryota, Ciliophora, Oligohymenophorea, Peniculida, Parameciidae. The record is from the annotation of a GenBank genome assembly.
AUGGAAAAGGAUUCGGAAACAAAAAAGUUGAUACUUUUAAGUGAAUAACAAAAUGCAUAAUGUAAUUCUUCGACUGAUGGAAAAUUGGAAGAAAUAGAUUCAUUUUGGAACUACAAUCUUAAGUAAAUUGGCUCUGUAAAUUUGGAAGAUUUAUUUUAAAUCUAAGCAGAGGACAAUAGUACAUUAGAAUAAAUCAAUUCAAAACUAAAAUUAUUGUUAAAACCAAAAAUUGAAAUUGUAAAAUUUAACUUCAUCAAUAGUUUUUAAAAGUGAAUCGUAGAAACGUUAAACUUAUUAGAUAUCCAAAAGUUUAAUGGAACUCAGAUGUAAAUAAUGAAAAGAAGAUGGGCAAAUAAUUAUUAUUUUCAGAAUAAUAGAUUGGAAAUCAAAAAAAUGAAAAUAUUAUUCACAAUAUUGCGCCCUAAUUAAUACAUUAAUAUACAAAUUAUUUAAAAAUAGAUCAAAACAUAAAAGUAAUGAGUGUGUCUAAAAUAGAGAUAAGAAACCUAAGAUUUAAAUUUUAAGUACAAUUUUACUUCAGAAUUACGAGAAUAAUUUAAAAAUGACAUUCUUAAAGUAAAUUAAGAAGUGUGGAGAUCUUAAGAUGGAGUCAAAGAAAUGAUUAUCUUAAAUUAGAAAUAUGCUCUGAAUCAUAUGGACAUUAGUAAGAUUAUUUUUAUUAAAUUCUAGUUCAAAUUUAUUCUUAAUUUUUAUAUUUAAUUGAAAAAUAAAAUAUUUCAAAAUUAACAUUGGAUGAAAUAUCUGAAUAUCUCAAAAAUUAAAUAAUAAAAAAAAAGGAAAAUCUAUAAAUAAACUUAAGUUCAUUGAUUCAGAUCUAUUUAUAAUUAUAAAACAAACAAUUUUCUGAAGUUAAGUAAACGAUAUUUUAAAAAUUAAAUCUUAUGAAAUAAUUUGAUUUAAAUGCAAUUUAGAAUCUUUCGUUUAAAUCUUUUAAAACUAAUGAAUACAUCUAAAAAGAUUUUGCAUUUAUUUGCAAUUCAUGUUCAUAAUAUAAAAAUUAAUGUAAAUGUUAAUUUAUGAAUUAAUUGGGUUAAAUUAAAAAUUUCUUAGAAUUUUGCUAUAUUUUAAAUUAUAAAGGAAACACAAAGAGAUUUUAAUGGUGUUAUGAUUUACUAAAAGCCAAUGCUUAAAAUACAUGCGGAUAGAACUGUUAUAAAAAUCAAAAUAACUUUGAUAUUUUAAAAAAGCAACCUAAUUUAUAUUAGUCGAUAGAAGAAGAUGAAAAAAUUUUAAUUGAUAGAGAUCCAUGCUUAUUAGCUCAAAUGUAUAAAAAGGAUUGUUUAUAAUUUUUUAAGCAAUGUAAAUAUCGAUAUAAGGAGAUAAAAGAAUAAUAUUUAUAAGCAAUCAAACAAAUAUAGGAAAAACAAGAUUAAUAAGCUCUUGUCAACUAUCCAUAUAAUAAUGCAAAUUUAUAUAUUCCAUGUUGUCAUUAAUAAGAUUUUAAAUGUGAGAAUUGUAAUUGUGACUAAUUUUGUUCAAAAUACUGUGAUUGUUAACAAGAUUGGUGUUAAAAAAAACUAAAAGGAUGUGCUUGUAAAGAUAGAUGUUCUAUAGAUAGUAAAUGUUCUUGUAGAAGAGAAAAUGUGGAAUGUGAUCCUUUGGUUUGCAAAUGUUGUAGCAUCGAUUCUUAUUUAAUUUGUUCGAAUAUCUAGAUUUUAAUUAAGAAUGUUAAGCCUACUUUAUUAGGAAGAUCAGGAGUUUGUAAUGGACUUGGAGUAUUUGCUAGAAAUUACAUUAUGAAGGAGGAAUUAAUAACACAGUAUAUUGGAGAAGUUCUAAUUGAGGAUGAAGGCGAAAUUCGAGAUAAAUUUGAUGAUACAUUUAGUUUUUAUAAUUAUUAAUUGAAUGAAGAAAAAUAUUCAUUGGAAAGUCGAUUUUGUGGAAAUGAAAGCAGAUUUAUUAAUCAUAAUAGUAAGAAUUUAACGAAUUGUUAUAUUCAAUAAAUAUUUUCUUCAGGUACAAAUAUAAUUUAAAUUUCAGGGAAAUUUCACUUAGCUAUAUUUGCUCUUAAGGAUAUAGAGCCUGAAUAAGAGAUACUUUUGAACUAUAAUGAAGGUGAUCAAAUAAACAAAGAUCUAAACAAUUGGGUCGAUAUGAAUUCCUAAUAUUGGAAUUAUAAAUUUACUGCUUGUAUAGGAAAAAAAUGA